Molecule: messenger RNA, 615 nt
Organism: Didymella exigua CBS 183.55
Lineage: Eukaryota; Fungi; Ascomycota; Dothideomycetes; Pleosporales; Didymellaceae
Exons: 2
Coding region: 1-615 (204 amino acids)
Source: RefSeq, a predicted model, not a curated record
AUGUCCACACAGCCCUCGUCCGAUGCCAGCCCAACGAAUGGCUACCGCCUCAACCACUUCAUGCUGCGCAUCUCUAAUCCCACGCGCACCCUCCAUUUCUACACAACGCUCAUGGGCAUGCGAAUUGUCUUCACCCGCAACGUCGGUCCUAUAACUGUAUAUUGCCUCGGCUACCUGCAGACAGCGUCGUACCGUGCGAAUCCAAAGACGUACGCGGCGGAAACGAGCAAGCACGAGGUUCUAACUAGCACGCUUGGGUUGCUGGAAUUAGUCCACUUUCGCACGAAAGAAGAGGACGACGGCGCUGAGGAGGGCAGUGGACAGGCUGAGAUUUGUACUAAGAGUGGAGAUCAGGGGAGACUAGGGUUCAAUCAUCUCGGUUUCACGGUACUGGAUGUUGGAGCUACAGUGCAUAGGUUGAGAGGUGACGUGCAGGUUGUGAAGGACGUGGGGGAGCGGCCAAAUGAGGUUGUGCCAAUUACAAGGUGGGAGAGACAGAAUGGCGCGAGUGAGAGGGCACUAAGUGAGGGAUUUGGAAGGUUGUUUAAGCAGCUAGGGUUUGUGAGGGAUCCGGAUGGGUACUUGGUCGAACUUCUGCCACAGGUGCUGCGGUAG